Molecule: messenger RNA, 1934 nt
Organism: Nelumbo nucifera (sacred lotus)
Lineage: Eukaryota; Viridiplantae; Streptophyta; Magnoliopsida; Proteales; Nelumbonaceae
Product: putative protein phosphatase 2C 73
Biological process (GO): protein dephosphorylation
Molecular function (GO): protein serine/threonine phosphatase activity
Source: RefSeq, a predicted model, not a curated record
CUUUCACCAUUGAAGGAGUUCUUCUGAGAUUCGACUUUUUUAUUGGCUAAAAGUAUGGAAAAUUUCCAGUCAUGGAAUAAGAGGGGGGGGAAAUCAAGCUAGACACAGAAAGAGGAGAAGACCACCAUUGGUUCCCUUUAUUUAUUUACUUUGUUUCUAUUUUCUUAUCAGCAGAAAGACAUGAAUUAUUAACCAACUUUUAAAACGCCAAAGGUUGUGAAUAAUUAUUGCUUCUUCUCUGUUUCUUUGAAUCCAAGCCAUCGCCUCGGAUAAUCAGGCAUAUCGCUUUGUGGGACGCCAGAAAUCUAUAUUUUCCUGUUGCCACCUGAUUUCAAGAAUAUUUGGUGGGCAUUGGAUAUUGAUCGGAGAUUGGUGGGUUUGCUCCUGACUCUUGUAAUUCGUCUUAUACCUAUAGAAAGUGAAAAUUCAAAUUAAGAUGGGAGCUUGUUGUAGUAUGAAUAGGAAAUUUGAAGGAUACAUGGUGCAGCAGGAGGAGGAACACGACGAUGACGAGAAGGAGAAUGGUAGACGUGAAGGAGAUUUCGGGUCCCGUGUUAUGUUACGGGGGUCUUGCGAGUUUGCAUCCAUGUUCACACAAAAGGGAAGAAAAGGGAUUAACCAAGACGCCAUGACCAUUUGGGAGGACUUUGCCGGAGAGAAAGACCUAAUCUUCUGCGCUGUGUUUGACGGUCAUGGUCCCUAUGGUCACAAGGUUGCAGGCUGCGUACGAGAUGCUCUACCUUCAAAGCUUUCUUCCAGAUUGAAAUCAUGGAAACUGGGUGAAUAUGAUCAUAAAGAGGAUGGCAAUGACGCCUCUUCCGACGAUGUCGGCCAUUACAGUAACGAUGAGGCGAACAGCCAAGACAAGGAUGGUGGUGAAAGUGAUCAUAAUCGAUCCUUGUGUUCGUUGAAAACCUGUUUUGUCAAGGCAUUCGAGGACAUGGAUGAAGAACUGAGGCAAGACUCAACUAUCGAGUCCUAUUGCAGUGGUACAACAGCAGUAACCGUACUCAAAAAGGGGGAACACUUGAUAAUCGCUAAUUUGGGGGAUUCUCGUGCAGUGCUUUGCACCAUAGACAACAAAAAUCAGCUCGUUCCCAUCCAACUCACGGUCGAUUUAAAGCCAAAUAUUCCAAGUGAAGCUGAAAGGAUAAGGAGGUGUGGAGGGAGAGUUUUUGCCAUGGAGGAUGAGCGCGAUGUGUAUAGAGUUUGGGUGCCUGACGAAGAUUAUCCUGGUCUUGCCAUGGCGAGGGCUUUUGCUGAUUUCUGCUUGAAAGAUUUUGGCCUCAUUUCUACCCCACAGGUUUCUUAUAGAAAGAUUACUGACAAGGAUGAAUUCGUUGUCAUGGCGACUGAUGGGGUAUGGGAUGUAUUAUCAAAUGAGGAGGUGGUGGAGAUUGUUGCAUCGGCACAAAAGAGAUGCAUGGCAGCCAAGUUAUUAGUGAAUCAUGCUUGUCAAGCUUGGGAAAAUAAAUACCCAAAUUCAAAGGUUGACGAUUGUGCAGUUGUAUGCCUAUUCCUGAAGCAGCAGUCCUCAUUUACCAAAACCACGCCGGUUUUGAUGAACAAUGAGAGUCGUAACAGAAGAUUGGACAUUUCUCCAAGUGUUAAAAUAGUCGGUCUGGUUGAUGGAGCCCAUGAAACCUCGGAGGAUACAACCACUGCAACACCAAAGGAGGAGUGGACUGCUAUUAAAGGCUUUUCUAGAAAUAAUUCUAUAUUGAAGCUUCCUCGAGUGCUGGAUGAGAAAAUUUGAUUUCUUCUCUUGUUCAAAUCAUGUAGCAGAAGCUCAAUAUAUAAUACGCUUUCCACUCUCCUGCUGCUAAACAUGGUCUUCUUCAUAGAGACCUACCUCAAUGGAGUCAUACUCAAAAUAGAAAUUUGGAGAAAAUAUUUAUAUACAAUAGUGAAAUGAAUAAUGACACUUCACUUCA